Molecule: messenger RNA, 1340 nt
Organism: Onychostoma macrolepis
Lineage: Eukaryota; Metazoa; Chordata; Actinopteri; Cypriniformes; Cyprinidae
Product: galactose-specific lectin nattectin-like
Exons: 6
Coding region: 426-878 (150 amino acids)
Source: RefSeq, a predicted model, not a curated record
AAACUUUUGUUAAUAAUUAUAACUCUCACUAUUUUUAUUCAGUGCUUCAGAUUCCUUUUAACUGUAAAACAUAAAUGUAAAAAAAUAAAUAAAUAAAUUAUAAAACAAAGAUGUCAUGUAAGAGCUCAGCAGAAACACAGGACAGGACCCUCCGCUUUCCACUGGUGUACCGACGGAGGCCCAGCCACAGCAAAUCGCUGGUGGCGUGCCACCCAAAAACGGUCCGACUGUAUUAAGCCACUGAAUUUGUGCCGCCCAAAAGACGCUGGCGAACUGCCAGGUCAUUGUUUGCUAGGUCCGGUAUCAUCCUCGUGACUUAUACACACAUGACAUCAAGUAAAGCAUAAAAGCAGGGCUCUUUCUGGAACUUCACAAAAUCUUCCUCUGACAUUCUGAAGGCAACAAUCUGAAAACCAAGUUUCAUCAUGGCAAUGCUGAGAAGUCUUCUGCUUCUGUUUAUUGUGUUCUCCAUGGGGAACGCAGAAGUUAAUUCAUUUAAAAAAUGCCCCUAUGGAUGGAGAAAUUUUGGAGUCAAAUGCUACAAGUUCUUCUCUCAGACGGUAAACUGGAUCACUGCAGAGAAGAGCUGCCUAAGUCUGGAUGCAAAUCUUGCGUCUGUACACAAUAAAAUAGAACAUGAUUUUCUUCUGAGUCUGUUGCCUUCUUCCACACGUUGUUGGUUUGGUGCUCACGAUGGUAACCAUGAAGGAGAGUGGUUGUGGACUGAUGGAUCUCCAUUUGACUACGCCAUCUGGAGCCCUGGACAACCUGACAAUCUGAGUAUCGAGAACUGCGGGGAGUUCAACUUCGACAAUAACCGCUGGAACGAUGCAGCCUGUUUAACCUCACUGAGUUAUGUUUGUGCCAAAUACCUGUGAGAUCACAUGCUGUCAUCCUGCUCCACUUAUUUUGAUUGUACUACAUUUACAUGUUCUGAUCUUAUCUUUACAAGUGUUAUUCUGAAAUUAAACUUUUCUUGGAUUUAAAAUAUGGUUAUUAGAAUGGCUUUAAAGGCUUUAAGUCAGGGGUCAUCACACUCGGUCCUGGAGGGCCGGUGUCCUGCAGAGUUUAGCUCCAACUUGUCUCAACACACCUGCCUUGAAGUUUCAAGUAUACCAAGCAAGACCUUGAUUAGCUGGUUCAGGUGUGUUUGAUUAGGGUUUAAAGAACCUUUUAUUUCAAAAAGGUUCUAUGUAAGAAGAAAUUAUUAAAUGAUUGCAUAAUAUAUAUACAUAUUACAUAAACAUACUGUAUUACAUCUAUAAUAAGAAUGUACCUGUUCUUUCAGUAACAUCAAAUCUUUGGUUAGUACCAUGAAAAUAUAAUCGCUCAAGAUAAAA